Cladocopium goreaui is the source of this 1023-nucleotide messenger RNA. The record is from the annotation of a GenBank genome assembly. NCBI's taxonomy places the organism in Eukaryota, Dinophyceae, Suessiales, Symbiodiniaceae.
AUGGCCAUGGUGUCUUUGGGCUUGGUGGCACUGCCGGAAGAACAUUUCGAGAAAAACGUUAGCAAUCCGGGCAAGGUGGCACCAGCAAAGGCCCUUUUGACCCAUCAAACUCCAGUUGCAGCCAUCAAGCAUGCAUUGCGCCAAUCAGCACGGGCUUUGGGGACAUCAUUGAGUGACCCCGAACAUAUCCGCAAGAAGCUUCCACCCACAGAGGAUUGCAAAGCGCUCAUGGCUGCCGGCCGCGUCUGGGUGAUUUUCAAGCUGGAGAUCCCAGAGGCCGAGUUCCAUCUCGAUUUGAAGUCUGGAUAUGUGAAGAAGCAAGCCGGAAGCGGCUUUGAGAUUCAGACCUGGGACCUUCUCAGCCCGAAGUGGCAUGCGUCCACUGCAUCCAGGAUGCCCGAGGCUCCAGCUUGGUCAUUCUAUGUUGGAAUCAGUGCCGACACGGCAGCUAGGAUCCUUGCGGACCCUACUGAGGCCCGUGGCUACAUCUUGGAAUCCUUCCAACACCGGAACAUGGGGAACUUGGUGCGCAAGCAAGCUGGGCAUAAAGUUGCUCACAUUUUGGCCGGCGUUUACGCCAUUCCGUUCUUUGAAGACAAGUACGGCUGCGCCUUGCUCCAGUCAAUUUUGGACGAGAAGAAGGCGGAGGAGAAGAGCCACAUCCUGACGAUCAAGGUGUCGUGCUUGGAUGUUGCAGCAACGCUGCAGCAUGUCCCCGGCAUGUCCUCCGUGUGGGUUCCACGCGAUAUGGACAAUCUAUACAAGUGUCCUCUCCAUGUGUCUUGGGCGACAUUUGCCUUGGCUGAUCAUUGCGUUCAAGAAGCCCAGCCUGCCAGCCUAUAUCGCGAGAAGAAGCAAAGCGUUGAAUUGUAUGACUCGUGCAAGAGGUGCAGGGUACGCUGCCCAAGAAUACUUGCUUUUAUUGUCUGGGCUCACGCGAAGCAGCUGUGGCUUGAAUGUUCUUUUUGUAUCGGAUGCCACAUAUUGUGCUUUAUUCCCCACCUGCAAGGUGAGGGUUGUUAG